UCAACAAUGCCAUGAAUGAAACAGUGGUUUCAGAUACGGAUUUUCGAGUAACGACACAAGAAUUUCCUUUCAAUGAAAGCGAGAGAAUUGUUUUCGACUCAAAGAUCCCCAUUGAAGACAAGAAGUCUUCUCAGAUUUCCGUUGCUGCAUUUUCUGUAAAUAAAGACAACCUGUUUGAAGAAAGUAAGGAAAUGACAAAGGAGAAGGACGUGCCGCAAGAGGACGAAGAGAAGGAAGCGCAUUUGCUACAAGGGAGAAAAAGAGAUGGGAAGUUGCAAAGAAAGGAAGAGGCAAAGGAAGACGAGGUGUCAGAAAAGGAGACAGAUAAGGAGGAAAAAGAACAAAGGGAUGGGGAUGUAGUAUUAAUGACGCCAUAUACAAAGGGAACGCUGAAAGAUACCGAAUGUAAGGAAGAGGCUGAGGACGAUGUUAUCAUGGGGGAACGUGACGUUGAGGAAACAUAUGAUGUGCGCCAGGAGAGAGGUUUUGAUCGAACUUCAGAAGAAACAAAUUUAACAAAGAGUGAGGUUCAGAAUGCGGGAUCUGCAUUUAUACACAAAAUGCAAGAGGAUGAAGAUAACCAAGAGAAGGAAAGAGGAAGACAAGUCAGAGUAGACGAGACAAUGGAUGGAGCGGAGAAAGAAGAUGACGAUGAAGAUUGCAACGAUAAUGAUGACGAAAUGGCAAUUUGUGCUACGAAAAAACACAUGAAUGGCGGAAAUGAAGAUGAUAAUCUUGCGAUGAACCAAGAUGAACCAGCUGAUCGAACCUCAAAUGCAUUCCUGGAUCAGAUAUCGUCGGAGCUCGAUGAUCUUCCCUGGGAAGUUGAAUGUACCAAAUCCUUUGUUAAGACGAUGACAAGUAAAAUCAAUUCUACAAUAAAAAACAAAAUUAUAAUGACCAUUUCCAAACUUGCAAAAGGGGACUGGCAUCAGAGCAUUUGUAAGGAAUUACAUUCCGUCCACAAACCCAAAAACACGCAGCUAUACGAGUCAAAAAUCGGAAAAGGCUGUAGACUAAUUUGGCAGAGAGCAAGUACCUUUUCUUCCAAACUCAGUGCCACUACCGUAAAUACUGAAAGACAAAAGUAUAGGAACAAGAAAACCUCUGGCGAGGAUAUGUACUCAGAAGUUAUUCGUAUCUGGAAUUAUGUUAGCAACCAUGAUGAUAUUCACAAAUAUGUUGUCAAUAUUUGUAGUGCCUUGAAAAAUGAGAACCAAGAAGUUUUCAAACGGGAUCCUAAACCUCCAAGUACAUUCCAAAGAACUCUUCCUGCAUACUUUGGAUCCGAUUCAAUCGAAAUUGGUGUUGUGCGUCCACCUGUCAAGGAAGCAAAUGAGGAAUUCCAAAUAGUAAAAUUUUACACUUUUUCUCCAGACAUGUUAAAUCAUAUUCGCAGACAAUCAAGCUUGAAUGUUGACUUUCCUUUUCGUAUCACUGACCUUGAGCAUUCUAUCAUUAACCUAGAAAGUGAUGCUCCAAUUUUACUGAUAGGACGAAGCGGAACAGGAAAGACAACGUGUUGUUUGUAUCGAUUGUGGCAUCAGUUUAUCGCUCACUUGAGCAUACACUGUGAACUACCGGAACUAGCGAAACCAGAGAGUGGUUCCGAAAAUUGCCACGGAGAACAUAAUCAAGCAGCUGAUUCGAACAAAGACGUUAGACAUCCAUGUAAAUCUUUGUCAGCGGAACCGGAAGAUGAUAAACAACACAUGUUGGAUGAUUCAGUUUUGCUACAUAAUCGACUUCAUCAAAUCUUCGUGACAAGAAAUAGAUUGCUUUGUAGUGAGGCGAAAAGGAAUUUCAAUGAAAUGAAACACGGGAGCUCUAUCGCCCAGAAAUUUGGUCUUUGCGACGAUAGUCCACUUCCCUGGCACUUUGAUGACAUUCGUGAUUCACAGUAUCCAUUGUUUUUAACUUUGGAGCAACUUUUGAUCUUGAUGGAUGCCUCUGUCGGACCAAAUUUUUUCUACGCGAGGGAAAGCAAUGGAUCUUUGAAAGGCAGACAAAGGUCGCUGUUCGAAGAAGAUUCCAGCAUAAGUGGUAUCACUGAGCAUAUGCGAAAGGGAGGCAUUGUCGUCCAAAACGAAACAUCCAAAUCUAAAGAGGCGAGUAAGCUAACAACUGAGGUGACAUAUGAGGUGUUUUGCGACAUUGUGUGGCCAAAGAUAGCAACAGGCUGCAAAUACCAACCAUUACUUGUCUGGAUGGAGUUCAUUUCUAUCAUCAAAGGGUCAUAUGAAGCUCUGUUACAACCAAAAGGUUAUCUGUCCAGAGAAAGGUAUCUAGAUGUUGGGAGGAAGAGGGCGCCAAACUUCGAUGGGAACAGAGAUGAAAUAUAUGAUCUGUUCCAAAAGUAUCAAAAAAUUUCAGACAAGAAGAAUCUUUUUGAUGAAUGUGACAUCAUUAAUUCGGUCAAAUCUCGCCUCCAACCUCAACACGUGAAGGCCUGGGCUAUCCAUCAGUUGUUUGUCGACGAAAUACAGGAUUUUACACAAGCUGAACUUUGUCUUCUCAUCAAGAUUUGCCAGGAUCCCAAUCAGAUGUUUCUUACUGGUGACACUGCUCAAACUGUUAUGCACGGAAUUGAGUUCCGUUUCUGUGAUCUCAAAUCCUUGUUUUUCAAUAUAAGGGAAGCAAUGAAAGCCGACGGUGUUCCAGGAAAGUAUCUAGUUGAAGUACCAGGCAAAGUGCACCAACUCACUCAUAGCUAUCGGUCCCAUGAUGGUAUCCUUUCUCUGGCAUCAAGUAUACUUGACAUUAUGACACAUCUAUUUCCAGACUCGUUUGAUCAUCUGCAGGCGGACACAAGCCUGAUUCAAGGGGGGCCCCUGCCAGUACUUCUUGAGUCAUCGAACUUCUCUGAUCUUGCCAGGCACAUUUCCGACAACAAAGAAGAGACCGAAGACACAGCUGAUAUAGAACUUGGAGUACAUCAGGCCAUCCUUGUCAUCAACGAAACAGCCCGACAACAGCUUCCACGGCAGCUGCAGCAAAACAUAACACUGACAAUAUAUGAAUCAAAAGGCCUCGAAUUCAACAACAUAUUUCUCUUCAACUUCUUUAAAUUUUCCCAGGCGUCGAAAGAGUGGCGAGCGGUGACAAGUUUGCUCACCGAAUUGACACCGAAUGACACAGACACGACCAACUCACGGACGGGCGUGUAUGAACUGGAUGAAGGUAAGCUGCAUAGGAAGGACAGGCCUCGAGCUCUGAAAUUUGACCCGAAACUCCACAAGGUACUUAACUCCGAACUCAAGUUGUUGUACACCGCGGUGACCCGAGCUCGCGUCAAGGUGUGGAUCUUUGACGAGGACGAGGAGAAUCGCCGUCCCAUGUUCGACUACUUCAAGGCUCGCAAUCUCGUCAGUGUGAAAACCGAACGUUUCACAAAGGAUGACUUCAACGAACCAGCGAGUGAAAAUGAUGAAUGGCUUGCACGUGGAAAGGAAUUUAUGAGAACAAGGGUAUAUCGUGAAGCCGCCAAGUGUUUCAAAAAGGGAGGAGACAUUAAAUCGGCUGACAUUGCUAACGCCCGCCACAGCGAGGUUAUUGCUCGAAAUGUGCGAGACCAGGCGUCCAGAAAAACAAAGUUUCUUCAAACAGCAAAGCUAUACUGCAAAUGUGGUUUUCAUUCUGAAGCCAUGGAGUGUUAUGAGGAGGCCGGUGCUUUUAAAGCAGCUGCUGAGUACUGUGACAACAUCGGCAAGUUUGAAGAAGCGGCUAAGAUUUACAAAAAGCGUGUCAACAACCCUGUAAAAAGCAGCGACUGUUACCAAAAGGCACAUUUGUUUGACACUGCUGUUAAAGUAUUGUAUGAAUCUGGACACUAUGAAAAGGCAUUAGAUGUUGUCUCUAGAUACGACAAACAGCUAAAGGAAAUGGAGUCAGAAAACAAAAUAAUUCCACAGCUGAUGAAGAACCAUCACCCAUGUAAGCAAUACAACUGGGAAGACCUGAGAAUUAAAUGUGCAGAAUUAUACCACCGAGAACACAAAUAUGACAAGAUGAUGGAACAUAUGGGACACUUAAGUUUUGAUGAACAUCGAAAUGUCCUUUUACAGUGGGAUCACAUUGAUUUGACUGUUGAUCUGAUGAAGACAAAAGGGAAAUACGAGGAGGCAUCCAGGCUGUACUUAUCCAAAGGCAGGUCAAAGGAUGCAUUAGCAAUAGCCAGAGAAUCAGGCAAUAAAGAAAACAUCGCACAGUACCUGCUCCGUGACAUCACAGGCGAGAUAUGCAAGCAUCAAGUACUGGAUAAGCCACAAACCUCUGAUCGGAUACAGGAACUUUUUGAUCUGCUCAGUGUCAUUACAACAAACCGCAAGUUGCAAGGACAGGCAUAUUUGCUAAAAGCAGAACUGAAUGGAGGAAAAGCCAAGGAAGUUGAAACAGCUCUGAGUAAGGCUCUUGGUGCUUUUAAACAAUGUGAUCCACCUUGCAAGGCCGGACAAAUAGACUGUCUAAACCUGAUGCUUAAAAACUUGACACAAGGCAAUAUUUCCCCCGUUGUAGAAGAAAUGCAUACUUUAUUUGACGUGAUCAAGCUUUUUGAAAAAACAGCUUCAACCAAGGACGACUCACAGACAAUUAAAUUGAUCUGUAGUCACUUUGGUUACGAAUACUCAACUGAUGGUUUAUUGUUGACAAAAAGUUGUCAACACCAUCUUGGUCCCGAAAUAAAACGUAAGUGCAAAUCAGAAAAUGAAAGAGAGGUAAAAAAAGCCAUCGGCAAUGUUUUAAAAGAAUUGGCUCAUGAAUGGUACACCAAAAUACGGUCAAGUAUGAAAGAAUGGGUGGAAAAUCUUCAAACAUGCAGCAAGUCGCACUACAGUCAUUUAAGAUGCGGAUGCUUGAAGAAGCUUUUGGAGACUGAUCUGUUACACAUUGAGCUUGACGGAUACCUUGCAGGAACACUUGGAGGAAUCAGCAUUACAGCUAAAAAGUCAAUCGAAACCUCAUUAGAACCAUGCAUUACUUUCCUUCGUCAUCUCCUCCCACAACAGUUCAUAAAACGUUCUAGCAAAGAAGAAUGGUACGCUUUAGCGGAUGUUUUACGGAAGACUAAAAGAACUGUUAAAGAAAGAUUGAUGACGGCAUUGAAGGUUGAAUAUGACUAUAUCACUCAAAAGAAAAGGAAACGAAGUACAAAUCUAUUCAUGAAGCUUCAUUUCCUGGUGAAAUAUCUAAAACUGGACAUGAAACCACAAGAGAUGAUGAAAACGUUUGAACAGGAUUUGAACGAUGAGCUUUCAAGGAAAGAAAACAAACAAAAAGUUCUGGGCAAGAUUCGACAUCUUGGAUUUUUGAUACAUCCCGAACCUAUUAGAUGUCUUGCCGUUAGAUUUGUUGAAGCGUAUGACAACAUAUCAUACUACAUGGAUCCUAUGGAGGCUUUAGUGAAAUUCACGGCGUUCCUGAGGUUGCUGAGAGGCUACGACCAGGAAGUCCUACCGGACUGCAAUUAUUUGAUUAUGUGGAUGGAGUAUUUCUUGGUUGUUGCAUCAUAUAUGGCAGCAAAGGCCGAUAAUCAGAUUAGCUUCCUCCUUCCAAACUCAUAUACCCAUGUCACACAUUACAUUGAUUCAAGCUUUGAUUCAGAAAAUAAGGCUACCAUUAACGCUGUUGUGAGAACAGGGAAGAAGUUAAAUCUCCAUGUCAUACAGAAUAGGAUAGAGGCCAUUGCUUUGUUCUUAUGUGAAGAUGGCGACAAAAAUAAACUGAUGAAUGCUGCAUUUUCAUCUGAAAAUACAGAUUUUGAGGUAUCCGAGAGGCUGGGGAUGUUAUCAUUGACUUGCAUGUGCAAUAUAGAACGGAUGGGUACAACAUCAUCUGAGCAACUACUACUCAGGCAGUUAAGCUCAAUUCAAUUGCACACAGAUGCUCCUCCAAGAUUGAAGGACGCCAUAAAAACAUUGAAAACAGCAAAAGGACUCCUGGAUGUAGGCAAUUUAUUCAGAAGGCUCCUGUUCGAACGUGGCGAAGAACUUCAUACGUAUAGUUUUUAUAAGGGAAAUGUACUGUCAAAACCACUUACAAUCCUAAACGACAUUCUCCCUGAUACUUUUCAUGAAGACGCGGCUCGUAGUCAGCUCCAACCACAGGAAACAGACACCACAAAAGAAAGCACCAAUAUUUAACAUGAGGAAGCGCCCUUCGUUCGGCACCAAGCAAAUGAGACAUACACAUCAGAAGAACGCCGCGAUACUAAACACGAGGAGGCGACUCUAACUCAGCUCCAACCAAAGGAGACAGACAGACUAGCUAAACGUUGUGGUCCUAAACAUGAGGACGCAACUCUCGCUCUGCUCCAACCACAGGUUAAAAAUAAGGUAGUUCACAUAGAUUGGACCUUUUAAUUCCUUGAAAUUGAUAGAUUUCCGGAUAAAUGAUAUAACCGGUGUCAGUUUCUGUUUUACACUACCAGAAUAUUCAUUUACUGGGACACGAGCAGUCGUUAACAAAGGUAUAUAACGUCUGCUGUCACACCACCAGAGUUUUGUCAUCUACAAACACGCGAGCCUGUCCAUGAAAAGUUAACACAAAGUUCUUUUGAGGUCUAGACAACAAUUACGGACUGAAUGUAGUUUUAUGAGAGAUGGAACCAUUUGUUUCCGAUAAACAUCAUCCUGAACUGAACGCUCAAUUCUGGCUUAACGACUUCAAGUAAUUAUGGGGAACACUUUCCAAGAAUGACUUUGAGUUUUCCAGAUUAACGAGAUUUAAUUGUAUGUUGUUUAUUUCACCCUAUAAUAUAUACAAAACAGCAAAUUACAUAUUUACCCAGAAUUGUCAUUUCUUGUAUUCACAUACGCCCCUGUCAGAAUGUCAAAGUUCUUGAUAAAACCUAAAGUUGGAUUUCUUCAGUCAUUGGUUUGCCAUGAGAAGUAUGGCUAUGCAACUCAAUUCUGUACUAACAGUUUUAAAUUUAUUUCCGGAAAAAAAUAGGUACCAAAAAUCAAAAAUAUCAGUGUUGUCAAGAAGCUUCGCAUUUAGCUAUUGACAGAGGUGUUUGAGUUUUAUGGGAGGUCGUUUAACUUUCAACAAUACUUUCUAAGCUUUUUGUCUUUUUGCCCGACAUGAGAUGUCACAAUGUCAACAAGAAGUUAUAUGACGUUAUGUAUUUACCUGCUAUCUGACAAUAGAUGAUGUAAUAGAAUAUAACAAUAAUUUGUAAGUAAUUGCAUUAAUAAUAAAUCUGUGUUGUUUAUUAUAAUGUUGAUUUUUGUUAACCCCACAUUGAUUUUUUAUGAUAUGUACUCAAGAGUUAAAAGUUUCAUGUACAUUAUAUGUAUGUUAAUUUAUGCUAUAUUUCUAAUUCGGAAAAUUUCCUCAAAUUUCAUAAAUAACUACUUAGUCACCCUCUAUGAGGGUGGGCGACAUUUUUCAUUCACAGUCCGUGUUGUGUCGUUUCUUGUUAUAGUGAGUAGAUGCAUAAAAGGCAGCUAAGCCAUUAACUUAAUUUAUGCAUCGGAAACACUAAACAAGAUCAUUUUGAAUAUUUUCCAAAUUUUUGUGGAUUUUUCUUAUGCAUAACAGUAAGAGUUAUGUCCCUUGUGUCAUAGCCAGAAGUCCCCUAAGGAUGAAGGGUCACGGGUCAGCUGAGGGUCAUCUGAUUGAAUUGGUCAGUUAAGGUCAAGGGGACGCUGAGACCUCUCUAUCAGUCAACCAUCUUCGAUUUAAGCUGUGUUACCUAUCCGAUCCUGUAAAGUUAUAACAUUUGUUCUGCAAAAUACCCACCCUCUACCUCCCUUUCGUUUUGUCCUCUUCUGGACAAUACUACUGGCUUAAGGUGUUAUUCAUGAUUUGGCGGUUUUUUGUUAACCCAACAUUGGUUUUUUAUGGUAUGUAUUCAAGAGUUAAAAGUUUCAUAUACAAUAUAUGUAUGUAAUUUUAUGCUAUAUGGCGGUUUUUUUUUAACCCUUCAUUGGUUUUUUAUGAUAUGUACUCAAGAGUUAAAAGUUUCAAGUACAUUAUAUGUAUGUAUUUUUAUGCUUUAUUUCUAAUUCGGAAAAUUUCCUCAAAUUUCAUAAAUAAAUAUUUAGUCACCCUCUAUGAGGGUGGCCUUUUUCAUUCACAGUCCGGGUUGUGUCGUUUCUUGUUAUAGUGAGUAGAUGCAUAAAUACCUUUAUCAUUCUUUAUGGAAACAUGUUUGUAUAUACGUAAAUGUUAUUUUGUAUUUUAUUAAAAUCUAUAUAUUGUUUAUAGAUAUGAGGGCCUGUUCGUUUAUGCGGAAAACCCGGGUUGUCUGUUUUUGAAUCAACCAUUUUCGGGUAUAGAUUCUGGCGGUCAUGCGAAUGUUAAUCCAGACCUUUUUUUAUAAUCUGUAUACUGUACCUGUAAAUAGAAACGUAUAUUAUUAUUUAUGGAAACAUGUUUGCAUAUACUUGUAUGUUAAUUUUUCUUUUUCCUUUUAUUUGUAUAUUGUA
Molecule: messenger RNA, 8429 nt
Organism: Mizuhopecten yessoensis (Yesso scallop)
Lineage: Eukaryota; Metazoa; Mollusca; Bivalvia; Pectinida; Pectinidae
Product: TPR and ankyrin repeat-containing protein 1-like
Exons: 13
Coding region: 12-6140 (2042 amino acids)
Molecular function (GO): protein binding; ATP binding
Source: RefSeq, a predicted model, not a curated record